Messenger RNA from Phalaenopsis equestris, 1328 nucleotides. RefSeq lists its product as uncharacterized. The record is from RefSeq and is a predicted model, not a curated record. The transcript is spliced from 3 exons. The coding region runs from base 244 to 717 and encodes 157 amino acids. Lineage: Eukaryota; Viridiplantae; Streptophyta; Magnoliopsida; Asparagales; Orchidaceae.
UUCCAUCAACGAGCUUGUUUGGCCUCACGGGCUUGCAGGGUGGAAUUCAGGCCAGAGAAAGCCGGAGCGUGCUCGAUGAGGGGUUGAAAGAUCCCUUUCUUUCCCUAAAUUUUUUCUCUUAUUUGGAAUUUGGCUCCUUUAUUCGGUCCCGUGGCUCUCCAUCGGCUGCUGAACGUCGGCAUUGAGGGCUUGAUCCAAUAGCACACAUUACAGAAGUCUCAAAUAUCAAUCCAGGCUGAAGCUAUGGAGGUAUAUGGCAAAUCCAUGAUUGCUGAGCCAAGCAAUGUGAUUUUUUUGUCCAGUAUUGUCAACCGAGAGGGUACAAUUCCCAGUCACAAAUGUGACUGGAGAUGCCAAAAUGAACACUUGUUUGGAAAUAUGUAUCGCUGCAAACUGACUGGAAUUACCCAUAUUUGUGAUAGAAAUUGUAACCAGAGGAUUCUAUAUGAUAACCAUAGUUCACUCUGCAGAGUUAGUCGGCAGCUUUUCCCUCUUUCACCAGCUGAGGAGCAGGCCGUGAGAGGUGUUCGGAGGAAGCUCGAAGUCGAGAACUCUGAUGGCUGCAUUUUUAAGCGAAAACGUGACGCCCCGCUGCAUCCUUCUUCUUUCGAGAGAUCCUUUUGUUCGGUUAACCCAAUCUGCAGUCAAGUUGGAGAUGGAAUGGACAUGAGUUGGUACUUGACAAGAUCAUUAUCUGAUAUUUGGAACUAUCAAUGAUAUUUUUCUCAUGGCAGGGUUGAUUAUGAAUUACUUGUUUCAUAUUUAUUUGCUCCCUUUGAUAACUUGUUCUGAACUUGAAUGUUAUUUUGCAGGAUUUUUUCAGGGAUGGCAUAUAAGGAGAGAACUAACAAUUGUUUAGCACUUUAUUAUAAUGCAGUGCUAAUGAUAUAUUAUUUUGCAUUUUAUAGGAAAGGAGCAAAAUUUAUCAUAGAUUACAAAAUUUCUGCAUGAAGCUGAAAAGAGCUUUGCGGCUGCAUUGGAGGACAUAUUCAAGGAGUCAUUCUCAAGUGGGGGUGAGAGACAAAAAACUUCAUUCUGUUACCAUUUUGAUGGUUCUAAUGCACUUCUGAAGCAGCUGGAAGUGGCCAUCAAGCAUCUCUGAUGGAGCUGCAAAACAUUGAACUCCUCAUUUUCUCUGAAGGAUGUUUUUGGAAUGCUUUUUUCUUAUUAUUUUUUUUAUAAAUUGUCGUCAAAAUUUUCUUAUGGCAUUGGUGUCUUUACUGUACAUAAUAUGUGAUUGUAGUUUCUGAUUUUGUCACACCCAAAAAGAUUGUAAAUGAUAAUUUGAAGUUAUUUUCUUAGGAGCAAUAAAUAUUAAGAGCGUGUAA